GGCAAGACGGCUGGGUGUGCAGCGUCUUGGAAUCUGCGAGCAAGCGAGUAGAUACUCUGCGCCCCUAGGGACUCUGGCCCACCCCAUGGCGGAUUCCGAGCGCCUCUCGGCCCCCGGCUGCUGGGCCGCCUGCACCAACUUUUCACGCACCCGAAAGGGAAUUCUCCUGUUUGCUGAGAUUAUAUUGUGCCUGGUGAUUCUGAUCUGCUUCAGUGCCUCCACACCAGGAUACUCCUCCCUGUCGGUGGUCGAGAUGAUCCUUGCUGCUAUCUUCUUUGUCAUCUACAUGUGCGACCUGCACACCAAGAUACAGUUCAUCAACUGGCCUUGGAGUGGUUUCUUCCGAACCCUCAUAGCAGCCAUCCUCUACCUGAUCACCUCCAUUGUUGUCCUUGUUGAGGGAGGAAACCACUCCAAAAUCAUCGCAGGGGUACUGGGCCUACUUGCUACAAGCCUCUUUGGCUAUGAUGCCUACAUCACCUUCCCCUUGAGGCAGCAAAGACAUACAGCAGCCCCUACUGACCCUGCAGAUGGCCCGGUGUAGGUGAACUCCCUUCAUUUCUCUCCAAAUCCUGCAAAUAACACUUCCUUCGGAAUAACUCCUCCCUGCCCUUAUAACACUCCCAGCCAACUCCCAGCCUCUUAUUGAAGUACAAGUGCCUUUAUUGGGAGAAUCUAUCUUCCUACCUGCCAGUCCCUCCUGGGUGUGGCCAUCUUUAUGGGUGUGCCUCUGUCCCCCUUCUGCAGUACCCAAAAGGAGACACCUGUUGUGCCUGGACUAUGCACCCACUUAAGCCA
Zalophus californianus (California sea lion) is the source of this 798-nucleotide messenger RNA. Its product is annotated as proteolipid protein 2-like. The transcript has a single exon. Lineage: Eukaryota; Metazoa; Chordata; Mammalia; Carnivora; Otariidae. Gene Ontology annotation, cellular component: membrane. Bases 86 to 544 code for a protein of 152 amino acids. The record is from RefSeq and is a predicted model, not a curated record.